Adineta ricciae is the source of this 672-nucleotide messenger RNA. Lineage: Eukaryota; Metazoa; Rotifera; Eurotatoria; Adinetida; Adinetidae. The record is from the annotation of a GenBank genome assembly.
AUGACAUCGGAGUUUGUAUCUGUCCUUGGAGUUCGUGUUCAUUAUAAUCUUGCUGUUCCAACAAAUGAGAAUCGCUCGGAAGAAUCAGGUACUGUCCUGCUGAUUCACGGUUUUCUCUCGAGUACAUUCACAUGGCAGAAAUGUUUACAACCAUUAGCCGAUCAAACAGGGUAUCGAGUGUUAGCGUAUGAUCGUCUAGGCUUUGGUUUUACCGAACGAAUUCUCGACGGUGAACGUUACACUCGCAAACAAGAAGAAGUACUUGCGUUAGAGUUAUUAUCCCAAUUGAAUAUUUCGCGUAAUGUUCAUCUUGUGUCAAAUUCAUCUGGUGCUGUUAUUGCAUUUGAUAUGGCUCUAAGUCGAUCCGAUCUAAUUCAAUCAAUUAUCUACAUAGCUCCUUACGGUCUCGCUAGUGUUUCACACGCGGCUGGACCGAUAAGUCGAUAUCUGAUUGGCACAAAACCAGUUCAAGCUCUAAUGAAAUUUGGUUUAACACAUUUUCUUCCAUUCAAGAAUGCUUAUUAUAAUACUGAUCUGGCCAAAGACGAAACUAUUCGUGAAGGUUAUCUAAAACCAAUUCGUGACGAUCCGCUUUUUCUUCAGGGUCUCGCUCUUUUUACUCAACAUCACGAUCAAUCAGCUUCCGAAAUCAAAUGGACUGAAAUAAAAUAG